UGUGGCAAGAAUGGUCAUAAAAUGGGUCAAAACUCACUUAACAAAUGUCUCGCUUAGCAACAGAAAUUUUGGGCUCAACAUUGUGGCUGUAAGUCGAGGACUACCUGUACUCCUGUAGCACAAGUCCUCUAAUAGCCCAACACGGUUCUCCCCCACUUUUUGUCUUCUCUGCAGGUGAGCAGGCGGCCAGGAGCAAAAGCCUCGUCUCCCGAUCCAUUCACGAGAGUUCUGCUAAUUCAGCAACUCCCGCUUCCUGCGUGACCCAACAAAGCGCGGGAAUCCUCCUUGGGCACAACGAUGAGCUAGCAGAGCCUGCGGCUCGCGAGGGAAAGCGGGCCUCGUGCUGCUGGUUGGCUGGCAGGCAGCCGCCGCUGUUGCUCAGACGCCGGCUCGGGCGUGGGGCUGCUGCUCUCUGCAGCCAAGCGCUGCCCUGCUCAAGCUGCUCUGCCGAGCGAACGUUAGCCUGCCAGGGCCAGAGGGAAGCCGGGAGGAAGCGCAGCCGGGCGGCCAGACCAUGCAGCUCUACUUCUGGUGAUAGGCAUGAGCCCCUUAGAGAGCUCAAGAUGUCUUUCAAGAAGGAGACACCACUUGCAAAUGCUGCAUUCUGGGCUGCAAGGAAAGGAAACUUGGCAUUGCUUCAGCUGUUGUUCAAUAGUGGGCGUGUUGAUGUGGACUGCAAAGAUAGCCUUGGUUCAACAGCCCUUAUGGUAGCAUCAUACUAUGGCCACAAAGAAUGUGUGCGAGAACUGGUGCUGCAAGGAGCUGAUAUUAAUCUUCAGAGAGAGACCGGUGCCACUGCCCUAUUCUUCGCUGCACAACAAGGCCACAAUGAUAUAGUGAAGUUACUCUUUGAAUAUGGAGCUUCCACAGAAUUCAAAACCAAAGAUGGUGGUACUGCUUUGUUAGCUGCUUGUCAAUAUGGGCACAUGAGAGUGGUGGAAACCUUACUAAAGCAUGGGGCCAACAUACAUGAUCAGCUUUAUGAUGGAGCUACUGCACUUUUCCUGGCUGCUCAGGGAGGCUAUCUGAAUUUAAUUCGGUUAUUACUAUCUUCAGGAGCAAAGGUCAACCAGCCAAGGCAGGAUGGGACAGCUCCGUUAUGGAUAGCCUCUCAGAUGGGACACAGUGAUGUAGUGCGAGUGAUGCUGCUCCGAGGAGCAGAUCGAGAGGCUGCAAGGCUGGAUGGCACAACUGCUUUACUUAAAGCUGCAACCAAAGGAUAUAAUGAUGUUAUAGAGGAAUUACUUAAAUUCUCUCCUGCACUUGGCAUCCUGAAGAAUGGGACAUCUGCCCUUCAUGAAGCAGUUCUUGGUGGCAAUAUUAGAGCAGUAGCAUUACUCUUAGAAGCAGGAGCAGAUCCAUUACUUAAAAACAAGAAAAAUGAAUUGCCUUCAGAUCUGACAAAAAAUGAGCGCAUUCUACAUCUCCUGCAACCUAGAACAAAACACAGGAAGAGUUAAUAUCGCUUGACAUCUUGAGAUGAUGAAUCCUGUCCACAUUAGGUCUCAAAGUUUGGUUUCCUGUAGAAGCAAAAAAAGGUUGAGAUUCAAGUAUUUCCUGUCUCCUACUCUGUGAACGAAGUCAGGUCCUUCAUGGAAUGGUAGAUUUAAGAUCUGUUAAGUUGUUAUGGUCACCAAGUUUUAGUUGCUGGCUUUGGAGAAGAGAAGACUGGUUCCACAUUAUAGCUUUCCUGAAAAGCAGCUCUCAUUCAACUAGAAAAAGACUCUCUUUGCUUUAGUAUACUGUAUACCUUGCAGUAAAUUUCCUAAUUUGUCUCCAAUAUUGUAAUAAAUAUUAAUGCAAGUGUGGAAAACAUAUACCUCUCCUACUGUUGCUGAACUAUACCUCGCAACAACCAGAUGAAAAUUAUGAGGGGUGCUGGGAGUUACACUUGUUUAAUAUCUUGCAGGUUAUAUAUUAUACUAAUUGUUCUAACCAUUUUUUUUAAAAAAAAAUAUGUUGCAUAAGCUCUGUUUUCUGUUGGAUAUUUUAGAUGUUGAGAUACACAAGUGCCUCUCAGUAGGUUAGUGUCCUAUGACGCAUCUGGCUUCUUUGCAGUGAUUAGACUAUUAUCAUUUUACUUACACACACAUACACACACACACAAAGAGAGAGAGAGAGAGAGAGAGAGAGAGAGAGAGAGACUCACAGAGAUACAAACACAUAUAAUAUUGAAUUUCCUUUUGUAUCAUUUAUUACUGUUAACCUCAGAGACUUCUAUGCAGAUUUCCUAUUAUGUAUGUAAUUUUGUUUUUUUCUGUAUUUUUUCCAUUAGGCAUAUGUAAAAUCAUCACUCAUAAUAUUUUUCAUUUAUGAAUUACAAUGUAAAUUCAUGUUUUAUACAUCUAGGAAAAGCAAAAUUUACUGGUUGCGUUUUGUCACACAUUUUAUGCGUUACAACAGAUUUAAUGGAUGCCAAAUAGCUUUUGAAAAUCUGCUGAAUGUGCAUUGGUAGCAGGCCAAUAAAGACAUGAAAUAAGGAUUAAA
Crotalus tigris (Tiger rattlesnake) is the source of this 2487-nucleotide messenger RNA. RefSeq names its product ankyrin repeat domain 29 (gene ANKRD29). Gene Ontology annotation, molecular function: protein binding. The transcript is spliced from 10 exons. The record is from RefSeq and is a predicted model, not a curated record. Bases 564 to 1460 code for a protein of 298 amino acids. NCBI's taxonomy places the organism in Eukaryota, Metazoa, Chordata, Lepidosauria, Squamata, Viperidae.